Molecule: messenger RNA, 5074 nt
Organism: Vicia villosa (hairy vetch)
Lineage: Eukaryota; Viridiplantae; Streptophyta; Magnoliopsida; Fabales; Fabaceae
Product: putative pentatricopeptide repeat-containing protein At5g43820
Exons: 5
Coding region: 471-2075 (534 amino acids)
Molecular function (GO): protein binding
Source: RefSeq, a predicted model, not a curated record
CAGGAAAAACAUGCUUAUGAAGUAAAUCUAUCAAAAUCCAUCCGACUAAUCCAUGACAUCGAUUUAACCAAAUCUGAAAAAAAAUCAAAAUUUUAUAGAUCAAAAUUGAAUUUUAUAAUGAAACUGCAAUUUGCGUCGGAUUUAAAUUUUGGAUUCAAUUUCGAUUCAAAUCGACUAAUUGUCCGACCAUAAUUUUCAACAUAGCCAGCCCCUGCGCCCAUUGCCCAGUCUCCCCUCUUCCUCGCCGCUCGCGUCGCCAUUUUAUAGUCCCAACGCAUCUCCCUGUCACCGACACUAACCAAUCAUCAUGUUUCGCAGCUUCAACAUUCUCCAAGCUCCAAUGCAGGAGCAAUCAAUUAACAAAUACCCCAAAUACUCAAAGGUAAGACAUUUCUACAACAUCUCCAUAUCAAUCUCUUAACCCACGGAACAAUUUUCAAAUUCUUCUGGUUACUGUCAUUAUAUUCUUGAUGGCGUUUCGAUCUUUGGGUUUGAAAUUUGCGUUGCACUUAUCAAAACCCAUAUCAUCACUCUUACCAUUACACCAAUCUAUCUCAUCGCUCCAAGCUCUCCCAACUUCUCCACAUCUCGACGAACGCCUUAUUCUCCACCAAAUCUCUCAACUUUUACCAAUUCCCUCUUCCAAAACCCUAGAAUCCGAAUCAGAAUCAAAAUCGAAAUCCGUCGAUGGGUUUUUGUCCCCUGAAGAUAAACUACGCGGUAUCUUUCUUCAAAAACUAAAGGGUAAGGCUGCAAUCGAACAAGCUUUAUCCAAUGUGUGUAUUGAUGUGAAUGUUGAUAUUAUUGCUAGGGUAUUAAACUCUGGGAAUUUGAGUGGUGAAGCUAUGGUUACAUUUUUUAACUGGGCACUCAAACAACCAAUGGUGCCGAAGGAUGUUGGUACUUAUCAUGUCAUUGUUAAGGCGCUAGGAAGAAGGAAGUUUUUAGUGUUUAUGAUGCAAGUUUUGGAUGAUAUGAGGUUGAAUUGUAUAAAAGCUGAUUUGUUCAUGUUAUCUAUUGUUAUUGAUAGUUUUGUAAAUGCUGGUCAUGUAUCUAAAGCAAUUCACGUGUUUGGGAACUUGGAUGAUCUUGGUCUCGAGCGUGAUACUGAGGCUUUGAAUGUGCUUUUGUCGUGCCUUUGUAGACGCUCUCAUGUUGGUGCUGCGGCUUCUGUUUUUAAUUCGAUGAAAGGGAAGGUGGCUUUUAAUGUUGCUACGUAUAAUGUUGUUGCUGGUGGUUGGUGUAAGUCUGGUAGGGUGGAUGAGAUUGAGAGGGUUAUGAAGGAAAUGGAAGUUGAGGGGUUUUCUCCUGAUUUUGGUACAUUUGCUUUUUUACUUGAGGGUUUGGGUAGAGCGGGUAGAAUGAAUGAGGCUGUUGAGGUUUUCGGUAGUAUGAAAGAGAAAGAUACUACGACCUAUAAUGCAAUGAUUUUCAAUUUCAUUUCGAUUGGAAAUUUUGAUGAGUGUAUGAAGUAUUAUAAUGGGAUGUUGAGUGAUAAUUGUGAACCUAACAUUGAUACGUAUACUAGAAUGAUUAGUGCUUUUCUCAGAAUAAGGAAAGUGGCCGAUGCACUUUUGAUGUUUGAUGAGAUGUUAAGACAAGGAGUUGUGCCUCCUGCUGGGACUGUAACCUCCUUCAUCAAAUAUUUGUGCAGCUAUGGUCCACCAUAUGCUGCUAUGAUGAUCUACAAGAAGGCAAGAAAAUUAGAGUGUAAGAUAUCGAUGGAAGCUUAUAAGAUAUUGCUUAUGCGCCUUUCUAAGUAUGGAAAAUGUGGAACAUUAUUAAGUGUCUGGCAAGAAAUGCAAGAAUGUGGGUAUAGUUCAGAUGUUGAAGUUUAUGAGUACAUCAUCACUGGCCUUUACAACAUAGGACAACUUGAAACUGCUGUUCUUGUUAUGGAGGAGGCUUUGCGUAAAGGGUUCUGCCCUAGCAGGCUUGUGUACAGUAAACUAAGUAACAAGCUGCUUGCUUCAAACCUAACAGAGAGGGCUUACAGACUGUUUUUGAAGAUUAAACAUGCUCGUUCUCUAAAAAAUGCGAGAAGUUAUUGGCGACAUAACGGUUGGCACUUUUGAACAGGCAUCCUAAUUGCUAGCUCUUGAAGUAGAUCCUCCUGCUUGCUUUGCACAUAUCUGGUCUUUGGCUACUUUCUCGCAACAGUACUGAUCUAGUAUGUCCUUGCUUCGAUUUUUUGAACAAGAGCUAUAUGCUCGUAGGCACUUAUUAUUUCCUCCCCUUAGUAUUGAAGAAUACAAUGAUCGUAUGCCGGCCGUGGUCCACUGUGAGGAUUAUUUCCUUCCCUACAUUGUUUUUUAUUUAUGAUAUUUACAUUUACUAGCAGAAAGACAGACACAGAGAAUAUCUAUUGCAAUUCUUUGGGUAUUAAUCUUGCAUAUUUUGUUCUGUAAUAUUGAUAUAAAAGUUAGAUAAAUAAGAUACUAGUUGUUGUAUAGUUGUACUGAUUGUGAUGAUGACACUUUUACAAAUUUAUACUCAUUUUGGGCUCAUGUCACUCUAAUUGGGAUUUAGGAAGUUAUUUUUUUCUUGCUUGGUCUAAUGUUAUAGGUCCCCCCUUCUCAACUCUGUUACUUACUAGUCAAUUCAUUAGCUUUCUAUCCUAAAUAUACUUUGUAUAACUUUAUGUCCAUGAUAUUUUUUAAUAGUUUGUUUGAAAUAAAAUAUUUAUGAUGAUUGGGCUGUUAAUCUUUUUGUCCCCAGAAAUAAAUCUUGAAUUACACUUUUAAUAGUGGAAAAAGACAUCAUUCAAUUUCAAAGUGUGAACACGGGAAAUUCACUAGGCAUAUUCCAUACUGAAUGAUAUAGUAAGCUUCCCCCCACCACUCCCACCCCUCUUUCUCUCUUGUACGCAAACUUCAAGUUUGAAUAUCCUAAAAGAUUUUUCAUUGUCGGAAUGUUUUUCUGUCCUUUUCAUUAGUUUCUGCUUCUAUUCUUUUCCCUGUUUCUAAACUAAAACUUUGGUCAAGGAAGCAAAGCAACACGAGUUUGGCUUCAGGCCGCCAGUGAUGUCCUGUAGGAUUUUAUUUAUUACAACUUAUUAACAACAAGAAUAGUUUCUAAUCUAAUUACUAUAUGUAUUGCCCUUUUUUUGUUUGUUUGCAGGAUGCGUUGCUUUAGAAACUUCUAAACAAUAAUUUCUUAUCAGAUCAAGAGAGUGCACUAGGCCUUUGAGGAUGUUUUGGCCUGCUUCAAAGUACUUUGUACCAGGAGUGUUCAAAAAUUUAUUGGGAUGUUCUUCGAUGGGAAAAAAACACUGUUUCAAGCAAAGCUAAGACAAAAAAGCGGGCCGGUUCAGCUGUAUAUAACAGGGCAUCUUCACUAGAAACAUUACUAAGUGCCUUCAAAUUUCGGUUUCUCCUAAGGUAAACAAAAAAUAUGAAUACUCUUUCUUGCCUUAAGAUCAGCGUGAUUAAUGAUGAGAUCGGCAAAGAAGAGCGGGUCACUACGGAAUCAACACAAAACUCUAGUAAAGUAAGUCAUGCAUAUGUGAAAUGCAAUGAUUGACCAAUGCAUGAAAAAAUACCAAUGAAGGUGGGUUUUCUGUUUGCAAAUAUUUGAUUUUUUCUUGCUCGAGUUAUGAUGCUUUCAGGUUUUUGGCACUUGUGUGAUGUUAUAUGUAUGCAUGUUAUUGAGGUAUGUCGUGAUGCAUGAUUAGUGCAUGAUUGAAUGGAAUGAUUGUUUUUUUAUUUAUGCAAUGAUUUGAGGUCUUUUGUUGUGGGAAAAGGUUAUUGGAUGGAAAAUUGGGAAAGGGAUUGUCUGACUUUAUUGCGGGAACUGCAGGCUACCGUUCAUUUAUUUUUGACCGUCAGAUAAAUCCAACAAUUGACAUGAUUCAAAAUGCAACUUUGAUAAUUCUGAAAAAUUAAAAUAAAACAGAGAAUCCAAAAUUUCCACCCACCGUCCUCGUCACCCCUUGCUCACUGUUAUUCAUCAACCAGCAAAACAAAAUAAAACAGCGACCUCAUCACUGUAAAAUACAGCCACAUAAACAGUCACCCUCGCCGAAAAACAUAGCGGCAUUAAUACUCUCCCACAUCAAUACUAGCCAUUCACUGCGACAUCAAUACUUCCCUCGCCGAAAAACACAGUGACAUAAACACUCGUCGUCACCGCAAAACACAAUGACAUCAACACUCGCCGUCUUGCAUGCGAGCUCAGACCGUUUUUCGUUGCAGCUGUUAUCUCCUUCAAAAAUUUAGAAUCGAAAUUGAUUGUGGUGUUCAAAUGUAAGCAGUGGCCGGAGUCAAUGGUAGCAGUCCAAUGUGUUGGCUCAGACGAUGGAUGAAGGAGACUGCAGCGGCAAUCGGUGGAAGACGUUGGGACGAUGACGGUCAGAGUAGUAAAUGCAUGACGGGUCAGAUUCAGAAUACAAAAAUGGGUUUCAUGUUUGAAACAGUAACUAAUGACGUGUCUUUUUUUUUUUUUCCUUCUUAUGUUGGGUGGUGCAGUGGCAUCACGUGAACGGUUCGAUUUAUCGUGCAAAUCAAAAUCAACAAACGGCAGAGUGCAGUUGGCGCGUAGAAGUUAGAGAAUCCGGAAAAUUGUAUUUGCACGAUUUCCAACACUUGUCUUGAACUCGAUUUUGCUGAGGAAUUUGCCAACCCAUCUUGGAAUAUGGAGAAAACUUACCCCUCUGUCAUCGAUUGUGUUUCUUUCAUGCCCUAGUCUAUUGGGUUUCUGAAUAAUUUUCCCUCGAAUGCAUUUGGAAAUGGCUUGGCAUGAUGUGAUCUCAGGAUGAUUUCCCCCAUUGUUUGGAUUCUAAAGGGAUCUGCUUUUGACCCCUUAGAGUGGUUUGCUUCACGAUGUUUUUGAGGUAGCCUGCCCUGGAUGAACUUUACGAAGAUAUGUGAUUGAUCAACUUUUGAAAUGACUUUGCCCCUGACAUGACUACUUUCCUCAUGAUCCAGUUUCUCACAUGAUUGUACAUUGCUUGAACUUCCUUGUUGCUAAAUGUUGAGUUGCAGAUAAAUUUGUUCUUUCAAAAAAUGGUAAUUCUAAUGUGAUGCUCAUGUAAAAUUUGAAAUCGAAAUCAUUAUCGAAACGAUGUUGUAGUGUA